Molecule: messenger RNA, 1579 nt
Organism: Zingiber officinale
Lineage: Eukaryota; Viridiplantae; Streptophyta; Magnoliopsida; Zingiberales; Zingiberaceae
Product: alkylated DNA repair protein ALKBH8 homolog
Exons: 8
Coding region: 297-1373 (358 amino acids)
Biological process (GO): oxidative demethylation
Molecular function (GO): demethylase activity; RNA binding; oxidoreductase activity
Source: RefSeq, a predicted model, not a curated record
AGAUUCAUGCCUUUUGGUUGCACCAGUCCAUGUUUAUGCGGGCUCGCUUGAAGUAGCUGGUCAACAAACAACCGGCCUGCUAUCACGAACGUGCAUAUCUUUCGAAAAGUUUCCUGAUUGCAUUCCUUACGAGGGAGAGAAUGAAGAGCAGAGAGAUUUCGGCUUGAGCUCCGAUCGAGAAGGCAACGGGUGGUCUUGAAGCGGGUGCGAGGUCCGUAGUUUGUUUCUCAAAUCCUCGAGUGAAUCUUCGUGUUUCAAUUGUACUACUUGUUGAUUGCAAAUGCUGUGGUUGUAAAAUGCCAGUAAUUCAGAUGAGUAAUUCAAGAUUUACAAAGCCUAAAGGCUUGAAGCAUGAGCCAACCCCUUACUUGUUCAUUGCCAAUUGUGGACCAGCUGUGGGCAUACCUUUUGAAAAUAUUGAAGCUGCCUUUAGCAUUUUUGGGAAGGUCAUUGGAGUCCAUGCUGCUGAUGAAACUGGUGCCCGUGUGAUUGUUUGCUUUUCUGAAGUCAAUGCUGCCGAAGCAGCCAUUAAAAUGUUAAAUGGAUGCCCUUGUGCUGAACUUGGAGGGAGAACCUUGCACAUACGCUAUUCAGCAAUUCAGCCACCGCAAAAGGUCCAUGGUGAUAAUGUGCUUCCAGUGUCUUUCUUAGCAUCGGAUUUGGAUAUUCCAGGAAUCUAUUUGGUGCAUGAUUUUAUUACUUUGGAGGAGGAACAGGAACUUCUUGCGGAAGUUGACAGUAGGAAAUGGAUAAAUCUGGCAAAACGACGAGUUCAGCAUUAUGGCUAUGAAUUUCUAUACAAGACAAGAAAUGUUGAUUCAAAGCAGUUUUUAGGUGAGCUCCCAUAUUUUGUUUCUAACAUACUUCAGAAAAUUGUAUCAUUUCCUGGUCUUGUUGAUGAUCAGAAUAAAGAGAUGGAUCAGUUAACGGUUAAUGAAUAUCCAUGUGGGGUGGGUUUAUCCCCACACAUAGACACCCACUCAGCUUUUGAUGAACUUAUCUUCAGCCUCUCUGUUGCUGGUUCAUGCAUAAUGGAAUUCAGGAGAUAUCCUCUAGGAACUUGGCAAUUUCCAUCUGCAUCUGUUGAUGAAAUAAAUGAAGACAGCAUUCUUUUGUCUUCUAACACCAUUAGAAAAGCUAUAUUUCUUCCUUCUCGUUCUAUGCUCUUGAUGUCUGGGGAAGGGCGGUACGCUUGGAAUCAUUAUAUUCCACAUCACAAAGUUGACAUAAUAGGAGACAAGCAAAUAAGAAGAAGUUCUCGGAGGGUUUCCUUCACUUUUCGCAAGAUUAGGCAAGGACCAUGCCGCUGUGCGUACAAGCAGUACUGUGAUUCUCAACAGGAAUGUAGAGAUCAACAACUGAAUUCAGUAUAGUUGUUUCAUCCCUGAAGCUUAAUCCAAGGAGCAAUUGUUCCUGUUUUCCCAGAUAUUCGACAAGUUUGGCUGGUAGCUAUUUGUGAAUCUUUCUUGAAAAUCAACAAUCUAAUUAGUCAUUGAGAUCAAACAUUUGUAGGGACUUUCCCCUCUUAUUUUUGUUUUUAAAGAGCUCUUAUGGAAUGCGAGGCAACAGUUCUGUAGUC